This is a messenger RNA of Dermacentor andersoni, 1490 nucleotides long. NCBI's taxonomy places the organism in Eukaryota, Metazoa, Arthropoda, Arachnida, Ixodida, Ixodidae. The record is from RefSeq and is a predicted model, not a curated record.
UUGCUCAUGCAACUCAUUAAAAAUGUUCUUUUUAUUUCUUUAUUUCGUUUCAGAGAAUGCACCCUAUGGCGUACGUGUGAACUCUAUCAGCCCAGGUGGUGUCAAGACGACUAUUGGAAAAAGACCUGAGGUCAGCGUAGAGGAACACAUGGAGAUGCUCGUGAAAAAGAAAAGUGCUAUGCACGCGCUGGGACGACUGGCUACACCGGAAGAAAUGGCCCACUGCAUCGCCUUCCUGGCAUCCGAUGACUCGGCCUUCAUCACGGGAAUCACGAUGCCCGUCGACGGGGGCUUCCACCUUCUGUCCAGCGUGUCCGAUCCCGCCCCAUCUUCGGACAUCGAGGAGACUGCGUGAGCAGCCAAGAGUGUAGCCUUGCUCGACAGUGCCUGUACUGCCAGCAAGAGGAACACCGUUAAAGUAAAGAAGCAGACAGAUGAGAAACCGCAAAAGCAAUACAAGGCAUAAGGGGUUGCGCAUCUGCACUCCUGAAGAAAUGUGAUGGCGCAGUUGUAAAUAAUCUUGGCAGCAAAUCUGUUGCUUUGAGUAAACAGGAUGUUUCAGCGAAUACUUUCAAAUUUUUUAAAAGUUGCCUGUGGCAGAUAGCUCAAUUCCAGUUUAUGAGCCCGUCUGCUCGAACCGGCAGACACUAAUUGCAAAAAAAAUUGAAAUGCGAAAUCUACUAAUUAACAUCAAUUCACUAAUUAACUUUUAUGCUAAUUAUCCUAUUACCCAUAUUGCAAUUUACAAAUUCUAGCACUGGACUUCGCAAGGCGGAUCCACUAGGAACGAAUUCUCAGGACGACACCAGCUUCGAGAUAUAAAUUCCCGAACUUCCCGGAGAAAUACAUUGGCGUUUCAGUUACUUGUGUGCUUCAGUGCAUGAAACGUUGUUUCGUUAAGAAAUUAACUGCAGCGCCCAUGCAUUUCUCCGCAACGUUCGGGAAUUUAUAUCUCGAAGCUGGUGUCAUCUUGAAAAUUUGUUGCAAUUUGUUGCCUUGCGAACUCCACGGCUAGAAUUUGUAAAUUGCAAUAUGGGCCAUAAUGUAAUAGGUUAAAACUUAUUUAGUGAAUUCUUAUGAAUCUGUUGAUUUUGCAUCUAAAUUCAUUGUGCAAGUAUUGUCCGCCGCUUCGAGUAGACCACCUCAUGAACUAGAAUUCUGAUAUCUGCCCCAGGCAACUUUUAAAAAUUUUUGAAAGUGUUCGCUGGAACACCCUGUAUAUCUGCAGCCGACUUUUGCAUUCACAUAAUGGCGCAUGCUUACAAGAGCGCCCUCCCACUCAUCUGGCUGCACCAUCACGUAGUCAUAAUAAUAAUAAGAAGAACAACAAGAAGAGGAAGAGGAAGAAGCAGAAGAUGAAGAAGAAAUAUUAUUGCUAAAUUGUAAAUAAAAUGCAAGCACAGUCUGUAAAGCAACACUGUACGCGGUCAGGCACUUCUCGGCUAAUGCGUACAGAGUGUCAACUAAACGAAUAAAAUAUAUAAUUACCA